CUCACGGAAACCUAUCAGCACACGGGGCUGCAGAUAGAUCUGAUGAGUUUCAUCGACAAGCUCGUCAUGCCUGGCAUUGUGGUAAGCAUCUACACGUAACCCGAGAAGCCAUCCUCAGAAUGGAGCGCCUGUUUGUGUGUGCAGCCGGUGGUCAAGGCCCGUGUGAUGUCGAUGCCCCUGCCUGCGCCGGUCAAGAGCUUCCUGGACCACCCCGCAGGCCCCUUCACCAUCCACUUCUGGGCGCCCACCUUCAAGUGGGCCAUCUCCAUCGCCAACCUCAUGGACAUCAACCGGCCCGUCGACAAGAUGUCGGUCGCCCAGCAGACGGCCGUCGCCGCCACGGGCGUCAUCUGGUGCCGCUACUCGAUGGUCAUCAUCCCCGUCAACUGGAACCUCUUCUCGGUCAACCUGGCGAUGGGCUCCAGCGGCAGCUAUCAGCUCUAUCGCAUCAUCAAGUGGAAGUACUUUGGCGGAGAGGCGGCAGAUGGGGCCAAGGCCAAAGAGGAGGCGGAGGGUGGCAAGUGAUGGGGGAGGGAGCGUAGCGGCUGGCUGAGGUGCCUUUUUUCCAGCGGCUGCCUGUCUGCCUGUCUGUCUGUCUGCCUGUGUGUGGGUUGACGCGAGGUAGAUGAGGCUGGGGCAGACGAGAGACGACCAGGGUGACGUGGUGUGUUGUGUGUGUG
Molecule: messenger RNA, 680 nt
Organism: Vitrella brassicaformis
Lineage: Eukaryota; Vitrellaceae
Source: the annotation of a GenBank genome assembly